Aspergillus alliaceus is the source of this 2988-nucleotide messenger RNA. Its product is annotated as OPT family oligopeptide transporter. Bases 128 to 2575 code for a protein of 815 amino acids. Gene Ontology annotation, cellular component: fungal-type vacuole membrane. Gene Ontology annotation, molecular function: oligopeptide transmembrane transporter activity. The record is from RefSeq and is a predicted model, not a curated record. The transcript has 2 exons. NCBI's taxonomy places the organism in Eukaryota, Fungi, Ascomycota, Eurotiomycetes, Eurotiales, Aspergillaceae.
GUCAUCCCCCACUCCUCUUCUAUACUUAUCGCUUACGUUAUGGACUGUUGAGAUUCUUUUCGAUCUCAGUUGUGACGGUGGGCCCUGGAACGUAGGGCUUGAGGGGGUUAGUGUUGCUGUCGAUUCAAUGAACUACCAAGCCAUCAACAUGUCGGACAGCGCCUCUAGGGGUGAUCGAUCGGCGAAUACAGCGGCGGGAGAUGGAUCGCAUCUCAGAGAUUCUGAUUAUCGUACUAGGGUAAGGGUGGGCACAAAUGAUGAUGGGUUUGCCGCAAACGCUGCAACGGAACGCCCGCCCGUGACUUCCUCACAGAGCUUCACUCCCCGAUCCCUCCUUGUCGGCCUCAUUAUCGGUGCCCUUAUCACGUUUUCGAACACCUAUUUCGGACUACAGACGGGAUGGAUCAGUACAAUGGCAAUGCCGUCGGCAUUGAUAGGAUUUUCGGUCUUCAAAGUGCUAUCCAAACACCUUUCCUAUCCCUUUACCCCCAUUGAGAACGUCCUCAUUCAAACGGUAGCAGGGGCAGUUGGGACGAUGCCUUUGGGGUGUGGGUUUGUUGGUGUGAUACCUGCGUUGGAAUUUCUUAUAAGAGAUGGUGAAGACGGGCCCUCUGGUGAAGGAGGCGUCGGAGAGGGUGGGCCAUUAAAGCUUAGUUUUUGGAAGCUGGUCGUCUGGAGUCUUGGUGUGUGCUUGUUCGGUGUUGUCUUUGCUGUUCCUCUGAGGAAGGAGGUGAUUGUCCGCGAAAAGUUGAAGUUCCCCAGUGGGACAGCAUCUGCGUUGAUGCUGAGAGUCUUGCACGGAAAUGGACAGAAUGAUGAAAAAGCAAAGGACAGAGUGAGCAAUGCGGGAGUGGAGCGGGAUGAAGAGGAAGAGGCACCUAUACUGUCGCGGCAAACUGAGGAGAGUGGUUUUCUCCCGAGGAAACCCCUUUCUGAAGAGCAGGAUAGUGACAAAAAGGAUUGGAGGUCGAAGAUGCGCCUCUUGGUUGGUGCCUUCGUCGUUUCCGGUGUUUAUACAUUGUUCUCAUACUUUGUCCCACAAGUUCGUGAUAUUCCCUUAUUCGGACUUUCGCUGGCACAUAAUUGGCUAUGGACUCUCAACCCAUCGCCAGCAUAUAUUGGGCAAGGGAUUAUCAUGGGGCCUUCUACCUGUAUGCAUAUGUUAUUCGGUGCUGUGUUAGGCUGGGGUGUUUUAUCUCCGCUUGCCAAGGCCCGCGGUUGGGCUCCUGGCCCGGUGGACAGCUGGGAGGACGGGAGCAAGGCCUGGAUAGUAUGGGUUUCUCUGGCCAUUAUGCUCGCUGACUCCAUUGUUAGUCUCGGCUGGCUAGUGCUCAAGCCAGCUGUGAAAUAUGCCCCUAAGCUAAAGACCAGAUUCUUCCCUAGCCAGUUUUGGCGUCGAGGCUCUCCGCGAGGGCCCACAACAUCUCAUCACCAUGAUUAUAUCAGCUACUCUGCGCUGAGUCCUAUUUCUGAGGAGCCUUCUGUACCAAGUCGCCGCCCUGUCUUGCUGGCCGGGAGGCAAGCCGAGGCUGAUGAUGAAGAUGCUCCUCCAUCUCAACUUAUCUCCACAAGAACAGUGAUCAUUCUGCUACCCUUGACUUUGAUAUUGAACGUCGUCUGCAUGCACUUCGUCUUUGGCGACGUUAUUUCCCCGUUACUCUCCAGCCUUGCAACACUGCUGGCCGUUCUCCUAUCCGUUAUGGGUGUUCGCGCUCUCGGCGAAACUGACCUUAACCCCGUAUCUGGAAUCAGCAAACUGACACAGCUACUUUUCUCUCUCGCAACCCCUGCCUCCCGCUUCUCCCGACGCACUGCAUUAGUCACAAAUCUUCUUGCCGGCGCGGUGUCCGAAUCAGGCGCCCUACAGGCAGGAGACAUGAUGCAGGACCUGAAGACAGGCCACUUACUUGGUGCAAGCCCCAAGGCGCAGUUCUAUGGCCAGAUGAUCGGCAGUCUAGUCGGUGCCGUGCUGUCAACCGCGGUAUACAAAAUGUACGUGAACGUCUACGAGGUCCCAGGCCCCAUGUUCCAGACCCCAACAGCCUACGUCUGGAUCUUCACAGCCCGACUGGUCACGGGCCAAGGUCUUCCCCCAAUGGCAUGGGAAGCAGCCUUUAUCGCCGGGGUGGCCUACGUCGCCAUCACCAUUCUCCGCAUCGUUGGCGCAUCCAGUAUCGCAAACGGCGGUAAACGCGACGCAACAGCCUGGUGGCGAGCCUGGAUCCCAGGUGGUAUCGCCGUUGCCGUCGGAAUCUUCAAUGUCCCCUCCUUCACCCUCUCUAGAGCCAUUGGCGGGUUAGUCGCCUGGUGGUGGUCUCAGAAACACAGCAGCAACAACCAUACCCAAGAACUUGAACCUCCCACUCAGUUGUCCAACGAGACACACUCCCAAGACAAUGCACCUCGACUGAAUGCCGGGAAUUCAGCGGCUGGAAACACCCCCGGACAGGUUAUCAAGGACGCGGAUGCCGCGUCCUCAACCGUCGUUGUUUUGGCUUCCGGGUUGAUCCUUGGUGAAGGAAUCAUUAGCAUCAUCAAUCUUCUUUUAGCAAGUGUGGGAGUUCCGCAUCUGUAGAUUUAGAUGGCAAUCGGAUUGGUUCUUUAGAAAAGUGGAUCACACCAUUACUUCUCUGUGGCUUAGAGAGCUUUGUGGAUGUAGAAGUAGAAUUGCAUUUAUGUGAAGCUUGUGACUUUAUUCCUCGAUUACUUUUAUUAUUUCCAAGGGCGUCCUAUCUACCUACAUUACAUAGAUACACUAGAUAGUUGCAACCCUUGUAGUAGAGGGCAAACAAUUGAACGAAAAUCAUGAACCACGUCAAAAUGUUGAAACAGGGCUGAACGAUCAUACAUUAUUUUUUUGCUUCGUUUUCCGGUUAUCCAUUGCAUCCAUACAUCAAUGUAAAAGCUCUGUACCAGGUUGACUAGACUGUCCAAAAUGGAUCGAUUAGACGCAAGAUACGCAUCGGUAAAAAAGGCAAAAAUUGAAAA